AUUUUUUGAUGCUUAGAUAAUCGAUCACAUUGUUCCUGAAACCAAUCAUUAUGCGAUUCAAAAGAAAUUCAAAAAAUGGUUCCCGGUAACUGCUGGUGAAAUGAGAGUAUUUUUGGGGCUUAUAAUUCUUCAGAGUAUCAUAAAAAAACCUGAAAUGAGGCAAUAUUGGUCUAAAAAUCCUUUAUUACUGACGCCUUUUUUUGCAAAAUGCCUGAGCAAUAAAAGAUUUGAAGCAAUCAGGUCAAAUCUACAUUUUGCUGAUAACGAGACCUUUGACGCUGAGCACCACCCAAACCCAAAGUUACUCCAGAGAAACAUGUGGCAAUUGACGAAAGUCUUUUAUUAUACAAAGGUAGACUUGGCUGAAUCCAAUAUAUUAUUGGUUGUGGACUAUAACGAUACCAUGGGUGGAGUGGACCGAGUGGACCAGCACUUGGCUGACUAUACCUUACCAAGAAAAAGAGGUAAAAAAUAUUAUAAAAAAAUAUUUUUCCACCUUUUUUAUUUAGCCCUAUGGAACUCUUUUAUAAUAUAUGUAAAAACGGGCGGAACAAAAUCAGCACUUGUAUACCGAUUGGAGCUUAUAAAGCAAAUAAUGGAAAAAUAUCAUCAAACUGAGUUUACUCCAAGAACAGGACGACCUUCAACCCAGCUCACUCCGCUUCGUCUAAUAGGACGACAUUUUCCAGAUGUUAUUCCAGCUACUGAGAAAAAGACAAAUCCAACCAGGCAAUGUGGAAUUUGCAGCAGGGCUCGAGAUGAACGCGGAAAGAAAAUUAGAAGAGAAAACAAAUAUUACUGUGCAGAUUGCGAAACCCCCUUGUGUGUGACUCCAUGUUUUAGGAUUUACCACACAGUUGCAAAUAUUUAG
Messenger RNA from Acanthoscelides obtectus, 871 nucleotides. The record is from the annotation of a GenBank genome assembly. NCBI's taxonomy places the organism in Eukaryota, Metazoa, Arthropoda, Insecta, Coleoptera, Chrysomelidae.